GCCCCUGUCGUCAGUGCUGGCGGCAAGUGCUGGGAGCCGGGGCUGGUGCCUCCUCCCUCUCCUCCUCCUCCUCCAUUGUAUAAUGCUGCGUGAUCGCAGCCGCCGGGGCAGAGCGGAGGCUUAAAUCCUCACGCCGCCUGCGCCUGCCGCUGCCGCCGCCUCCACCUCCUCCUCCUCCUCCUCCCCCCCUUCUGCAUCCCACCCGGCCCCUCCCCGGAGCGGCGCGGCGAGGGAGCGACAUAUGGAGCUGCUCUAGGGCGAGAGUUCGCGACCUCCCCCCCUCCAUGCUUUAGUUCUCAGGUGGAGCUGCAUGUGCUUCACGGCGAUGCGGGGGGAUCCCGGCCCCGAGCAGGUGCGUGUGGUAGUUGGACAUAAGAGUUUUCAUCGGGGCUGCCGGGCUCGCAGGAGCCGGGCUCCUCCGGCUGGAGGAACCGGCUUUGCAGUGGGAUUCACCUGCACAAAUGAAGGUGCCUGUGUCUUACAGGCUUCUCACAGGGUACAAAAUUGACAGAGGCACCUCAGUUUCCAUUUAAGUGCACAGGAAGCUUUCACAUGAUAUAUGUUGGGGAAAGGAGGAAAGCGGAAGUUUGACGAGCAUGAAGAUGGGUUGGAAGGCAAAGUGGUGUCUCCUACUGACGGUCCCUCUAGGGUGUCUUACACCUUACAGCGUCAGACUAUCUUCAACAUUUCCCUUAUGAAACUUUAUAACCACAGGCCAUUAACUGAGCCGAGCUUGCAAAAGACAGUUUUAAUUAACAACAUGUUGAGGCGAAUCCAGGAAGAACUCAAACAAGAAGGCAGCUUGAGGCCCGUGUUCGUGACCGCUUCGCAGCCCGCCGACCCUCUCAGCGACAACUUCCGCGAGGCCCAGCCGGCGUUCAGCCAUCUCGCUUCCCAGCCCCUUCUCCCCACUGACUUCGUAAGCACUAUGCCCCUGGAGUCCUGCCUCACCCCAGCCUCUUUGCUCGAGGACGACACUUUUUGCACUUCCCCGACUGUCCAGCACGAUGGUCCGACAAAACCACCACCUCCUGCUCUCCAACCAGUAAAGGACAGCUUCUCCUCAGCCUUGGACGAAAUCGAGGAGCUUUGUCCAGCACCUACCUCCGCAGAGGCAGUAGCAGCCGAAACGGCAGCCGGCGACUCCAAAGCCCACCCCAGUGAGUCCAACGUUCAAAAGCCCGAGGGCCUCCCGGAGAGCAGAACAGCCGAAUCGAAACUCAUGGACUCGCUACCUGGCAACUUCGAGAUAACAACUUCCACAGGUUUCCUCACAGACUUGACCCUGGAUGAUAUUCUGUUCGCUGACAUUGAUACGUCCAUGUAUGAUUUUGACCCCUGCACGUCUGCCACGGGGGCUGCCUCAAAAAUGGCUCCUGUCUCCGCAGAUGAGCUCCUAAAAACUCUCGCUCCGUACAGCAGUCAGCCAGUAACUCCAAAUCAGCCUUUCAAAAUGGACCUCACAGAACUGGAUCACAUCAUGGAGGUGCUUGUUGGGUCUUAAAAUAUAGAAAUAUAGCAUUUUUUUUUUUUUUUUUAAUUUUAAGUACCAGUAUAUACACUUGGUAGUAUUUCCAUAGUCCCUCCCACCCCCGAUUCACAGCACUGUGCAUGCGUCCUUGCUUGCCUUUUUUGAAAAGAAAAGGAUCACACUAGUUUUUGCUUCAAGCAGAGUUGGAGUGCCUUCAUCCAUGUAUGACCACUUCUAAUGUAUUUUUUUUUUAAAGUGGUUCCUCAAGGAAGACCGAAUAUCCUGGUAUAGGAAAGAGUAUGUAUUGUAGACAAUGUUAUGUUACUACAAAAAAAAAGAAAAAAAAAAAAAAAAGAAAAAAAUUGUAAAAGCUAAGCACAAGGAUUAUGUUGGGGAAAGCUGUAAAUUGCAUGUGCAUAUUUGUCUAUUUUUUCUAUAAGUUUUAUUGCAAGAGGUAAAAAAUUUUAUUAUUUAGAUAAUCUCAAUACCAUUUUAGCCCUGUAUAGGUUGAUUUAGCAAUUCAGCCUUUUGGAGGCAUUAACCUGCUCCUCUUUAAGUGUUGCAUUUACAUGGCUGUUUAGAAACUGCUGCCCAAAUUUAUUUUAUAUUUUUGUACAGAUUCUGCAGUUUAUGAUAUUGUUUUUUCUAAAAACAAAUGCUGUUUAUACACACAAAAAAUAGCUAUUUUGAUAGGAUUUGCUCACAUAGUUCCUGCAUAAUUCAGAUGUACAAGAACCACUUGUACUUUUAUACAGAGUUGUAAUGUUUUAUAUGUGUAUGGUGCAAAGAGAAAAUUGGAUCAAAUAAGCCUGCAGUCGGUUUCCCUGAAUGCAAACAAAAAAAGUGCUUUAAGAAAGGGCUGGGAGCUGCUUCUGUAGGAGUUUCACAAGUGUUUGCUCCCUGCUGUACCCACUGCGCGCUACUGUGAUUCCUGAAACUUAGAGCCAUGUCCUUUUCCAACACGUAUGUGAAGCAGUUGGCAGGAAACAGUUGUGGAACUUCACCCAAAGAGGUCCUGAGCACCACCGCGGCCGCAGCCUCCCUGCCCCGGCGCCAGGCUGGUGCCCCCAAGCCCACCUGCGUCCCCUUGCCGAGGCGUCCAUCCUGCGUGACGUGGAGCGCCUUAACACGGCGGCAGAUCAGCGCUUCCUCACCCGAAGCUCCUGGGAGUGGUUUUGAGGGAGAACAUGCCCGUUGCCUGCCGAGAGCCGACCUCUCACGGAGACCUUCCUGACUGAUGGGCACACACGGAGCAGGCGGAAGACUGGUGUUGACAGCGUCCACUCGCCCUUUCUUGGAGCAUUUCUCCUUCCUCCCCUCUCCCCACCUCACUGUGCUAAGUGCUGAAAAAGGUAACUUCAGUAUUACUGCAGUGAAGCUCAUCUCUUAACCUGCACUGGAUGGACUUGCUUUAAUAUCCAUUGCUGUUGGAACUGGAGCCAGUCACGUUCCAUCACUUGGCAUCUCGUAUAGGGUUGGUUUCUUGUAUCAACUGUGUUACCUGCUUUACACUUUAUAGACCCGUUUUACAACGAAUAUACAGACACAGCUUUCUAUGCAUGGUCCCGUUCCCUGUAACACCUGAGAAAUCUUCUCCUUACUGCACCAAUAGCAUUUUUUUAAGUUCAUGAUGGUGUACAUUUAAUUUAAAAAAAACCCAGUGUUUGCAAUGUAUCAUGCCUAUUGCUGAAGUUGCUAUGGCAUUUUAGUUUUUCAAUGGUACUUUAGCUGUUGAGUGCCGGUUACAACCUAUAUUGUUGACAUGCCUAUGGCUUCUUUAGGAAUAACUUUUAUAUUUAUUUAAGAAAUUUUAAAUUAUGUUUUACGUCAUUUGGCAAUAUUCAGUCAGUUCUGCUCCCUUCUUGUCAUGGAUGAAAUUGGGUCUUGCCUGCCUUUUAAGGAGGCAGCUUUUUAUAAAUUGGCACUUUAAAACAGGCCAUAUAUAUUUAUUAGUAUAUAGAUAGAUAGAUGUAACAUAGAUAUGCACACAGACACAGUAUAAAAGCAAAUACAUUUUGCAAUGAAGGAACUCCUAAUUGAAAUGAAAUGCGUCAUGUACAAUUACGAAACGCGCUUCUGGCUCCUAAUUCAUCUGCCAGGGUGAGAUGCGUGGUAGGGGAGGGGGGACUUGUGGAGCAGGUGGGUUUGCUUGCUUCUUUUUUCCAAGCUGAACUCAGUGAAGCAGUGGGAUUGCUGAAGGAUUUGCAGUUGUUUCCUUACAUGGACUAAAAAAAAAUAUAGUAAUAAUAAAAAAAAAUUAAUUGCUUUGAACAGAAAACUGUUGACCAAGUGUAGCUUUAGGGACCAUCAGAGGCGAGGGGGUGGGUAAGGAGGGGGGGCGGUGCUGUCUCACGCCCAGCAGGACCAGCCCUUGCCUCAGCCACAGCCCUCGGCCCUUGUCGGGAAACAGUCGGCUCUGCCCAUUGCGCGUUUCUGGUGACUGGGGCGAUGGCACCACGCCAGGGUGCCGGGGCUGUCCCCGCAAACCUGCAGGCGCACGGUCACAUCAGCUGUUCCACACGGUGACUGGGUAAGCACUUGCCUUACCAGGGCUAAAACCCAACUGACGGCACGCUGGAUGGAACUGCCUGUUUUUUUGGGAAUACUUACGCAUUUAAACAAGUACCAUAUGCUAGGCAAGAGUUCGCAUCGAUGCGGUUUGUGGAGAGCUGUGCUGUUAAGUGGGGUUGAAGUUUUUAUGUCCACAGAACAGGAGCUUGAGCUCUAAAUCCACGUUACCACUCGUAAGAUGAUGUCUGUGUAUCCUUGGUGCUGAAGCGCAUGUCCUGCGGGGUAUCCGUGCAGGAAUCCCUUAGGACAUAAGCCUGCCUGACUUACGGGACUAGGCGAAAGGGCGGCGAGGCUGGCGCAGGCUGCGGAGGGAAGGGCUCUGCGGCCCUUGCUCCCCGCACAGUCACUUACCGCCUGUAGCGUGGCCUUUGCCCUGGUCCUAACAGCAGCCACGUUCGGAAUUUCUGAGACCUACACCAGGGAUGGAGAUUGACAUUAAUGUGCAAUGAAGUGACAAGAUGGGAGCAGAAUUAAAGAGCUUUGGAUUUGAAGUGAUUUUUUUUUUUUCAUAAAUUAUUUAUUCUUUUUUUUUUUUUCCUUCUGUAAAUAUAUUUAUUUUAUUGUGAAGCUAACAACAUCUGGAUUGUAACAUGUACAGAAUGUAUGGUAGGAAUGUAUUCUCUUGUAGGAAUGUAAAUCUGUAUGAAAAAGGGUACGGGAGCCAGAUUCAGAGAAAAUGAAUUGAGUUCCAGUCAGGAUAUGCAUGGCUCACAUGACUUACCCCCACCCCACCCCUUUUUUUCUAAUAUGGGUCUGGUUUGAAAUAUGCAAAAAAAGUAUGGAUGAGGGGCAGUUUUAUGUUCAAAAUUAGUCCUAGCCGGGCUCCUACCCCAUCAGCCUCGUGAGCCGGGCGUCCCUUGGGAGCUGCAGCAGAAGGCAGGAGCAAGCGCCGUCCCCUCCGUCGCGCUGGGCUGGCCGGUGUAGGAAAAGGUGGCGUUUGUAACGCCUGCGGGAAGCCGCGCUCGAGCCCCCGGUGCUGGACGGCUGGAGAAGGUGGCAGGAUGUCACCUCCAGCCCCAGAAGCUGCGGCAGCCAGUGCCACCUCGCUGCCCUGCCUGUCCCACCGGCCGGUCCCUGGACACCACGGGUCCCCUCCAGAGCCCGGCGGCACCGCACGGCCCGCUGUGCGAUGGGGAGCUUCCCUCGGCGAGAGCACGGCUUGGAGCAGUGUCGUCCCUGAGCACAUCCGCCUGGCGCGGGCCUGGCAGCCAGCUGGGCACACCAGGCCUGCCAGCCAAGCUGGACCCUCGCAAAGGGAAUUCGGUUUUUCCUCAGCGCUGUGUGGUCAUAGCCCGGGUUGUUUAAAACUGAUGUUCUGAAUUUAAAAGUUUACACUUUGAUCACCAUUAAGUUGAGUAAAUGGUAAUGGGUCCUGUCCGACAAACGGUUUAAUUCACUCCGGCAUAUUGUGACCUUUUGGUUCUUGUUACAGGGUUUCUUUUGGGUUUGUCCCCCCCCCCAGCCCCCUACCAGGUUUCAGUAUCCUGCUUCUGUGCAAGUUGCUUUCAGUGCUUCUAUUAAUUAAUGAGACUGAACAUUUUUAAAGUCAUUAAUUCUUUUUUAAGCACUUUUUCUGAAAAUAAGCCUAAUGCAAGUUCUGGAACCUCUUUAAAAACACAAAUUGCAGAUAAAAUCCCAGCCUUGACUCCUGUCUAGUUCUGAGCGUAAUCCAUACUAGCGCCUGUAAAGGCCAAGAUUCUGGAAAAGGUGUAAAUAGUGUGACAUGUUCAGUGCAUGGUUGUUUGAACAGGGCUUGUUAUUGUCAAAAAAAAAAAAAAAAAAAAGAAAAAAAAGAAAAAAAAAAAGAAAAAAAGGCUGUAUUUCCCCUUCCCCUCCCACAGACCUUAGAGCUGUGCCUUUUCUAUGCAAUAUUACAGACAUAUACAUCUGAAACCAGAUUACUGUAUUCACAUGUAGGUAUGGGCUGUAAUCAAAAAAACAAUGGGACAAAUGUACAUGGAAAUGAGCAGUCUUACUUUUGUAGUUUUAUAUUAUACAAUAAACAAUUAAAAUAAA
Messenger RNA from Falco peregrinus (peregrine falcon), 6058 nucleotides. It is a transcript of the gene SERTAD2, whose product is annotated as SERTA domain containing 2. The coding region runs from base 560 to 1504 and encodes 314 amino acids. Gene Ontology annotation, cellular component: nucleus. The record is from RefSeq and is a predicted model, not a curated record. Gene Ontology annotation, molecular function: transcription regulator activity. The transcript is spliced from 4 exons. NCBI's taxonomy places the organism in Eukaryota, Metazoa, Chordata, Aves, Falconiformes, Falconidae.